AUGGCUCUGGUGGCUAGCAGCCGUGCCUUUACGAUGGCGGAUGGAAAUCUUACUGCUGUCAAGAUCCAGAUCCCUGGGCAAACAGCAACUGUGCUUGGCAUCAAGGCACGGACGACAGCUGGACUGGAUGGGCUGAGUCAGACGGCACAAAUUGUCAGCCAGGCACCUACUCCUACUAUUGCUGCGACAAUCCUAAUGCUCCCGCUUCCCUCGCAGCUCCCUACACCACAGGAGGUAUCUCUAUGCCCAUCACCGCCUAACCUGCCCGGCCGCAGCAGUGAGCCCGAUCCCGAUGGAGACUCAACCGGUGUUUACCUGGAAUCCGAAGAAUUCGACAGCGAUUGCACGCUUUACGGCUUGACCACGAUCUCUUCAACGAAGCGCGAUCUAGAUUCUGUAACAGCGGAUGACAUCAAGAGAUGGGAGCAGAAACUCGAGGCCCAGCGACUCACCAAUACCAGAGGCGUCAUCUAUAAUCCAAACUCCCUCUGGGAAGCCAGUUUUGACCCUCACGAUACAGAAAUUUCCAACCACACCCUCUUGGCCCGAGAGGCGCAUUUCCUAGCCAAGCGCACCUUUGACACGAGUGCGGCUCUUGCAUUUUGCGCCCCGGGUCAACCCACCACUUACAUGUAUCCACAAACGUAUAGCGGCUACAAGACUGUUGCCCGUCUAGCUAACAAGGGUUGGAUUACCAUUGCCAAACCAGCCAUUUGUGGCGCUAUCGGUGUUGCAUCUUAUCUCACUCAACCGGCCAACACAAACUUCGUCACGGAACAUGUCUUUGAGAAACAGUCGCUGCGGAACUAUAUUGAAUAUAUGAUGAAGGGGUCUCUUCCCGGUGGGGGUAGCCUCGCAGCGAAGGCGGCUACUGUCACCGGUAUUUUUGACGCCACGGGCAUCUUCUUCAGUAGCUGGCCCAGCACAUUGACCCCAAGUUGGGGAACUAGUCCAAUGGCCACAGCUUUUGGAGCCCUUGGACACGCAGAGGCACCGGCAAAUUAUGAUAACCUUCAAGUGUGCGAUGCGGAUCUGAACGCCAUCAAGGCCAAGGUUACCGCGUGCCACGCAUUCAUUUCCUCCACUAGCUGGGCGGCGUUUGGCCCUCUUGAGCAAGUGUCAUUCCUCGCAGAUGUGAUUGAUCAAACGGCUGGGUCCUACAAUGCCGCAUACAAGGCCGUCAUCUCCUUCUGGACGCUGUUUUCAACGCACCCUAGCGCUCAGGCGGGCUACGAUUAUGUAGGAGCAUUCAAGCAGAUCGUUAGCGCCGAUAUCGAUCAACAAGUGUCAACCGCCUUGGCUCUUUUCAAAACCUACACCAAUCAGGCAAUUACAACAUGGAAUGACCCUACCACUAUUGCCAUGUAUACCCCAGUCAUUGUCACGGCGAACCAAGAUGCGUUAGCAGACUUGAAGAAGAAUGCGGCGACUUACGUUGCCAUGGAUAAGUUGACUAUGUUGGCUUAA
This is a messenger RNA of Penicillium canescens, 1467 nucleotides long. RefSeq names its product glycoside hydrolase family 18 protein. Bases 1 to 1467 code for a protein of 488 amino acids. NCBI's taxonomy places the organism in Eukaryota, Fungi, Ascomycota, Eurotiomycetes, Eurotiales, Aspergillaceae. The transcript is spliced from 9 exons. The record is from RefSeq and is a predicted model, not a curated record.